AUGAGCUCCACUAGGAGCCACUCCCUCCUGCGGAUGCAAAACAGCUGUAUGCGCUGCUCGAGCUGGCGAUCUCAAGCGGUAUUGAACUCGAGCACGGCUAGUAGAGCGGGAGAGAGGAGUCGCAGGGCCUACUCAUCGGCGCCUGGCAGGGGUGCCAAAAGCGGCGCAUACAAUCGUGGGAGUAGGACCGUCUCGGCUUCGUUCGCUGUGGGCGCCGGCGCUGCUGCUGCUUUGGCGCUCAACUGGGCAACCAGUAGCACGGCAAGCGGGGUGCAAUGCGAUGGAACGAUUCCUGCUGCAAAGGUGGGCAAUGUCAGUGUGGGAGGGGGCAAGGUGAGUCUUGUCCGCACGCGGGCUGCUAGUGCGAGUCGCCCAUGGGAGCUGACUCGUAGCUGUGCGCCUUGCGAUCCUCAUACAGUCCGCUGUGCCGGACAUUUCUGCACUGCGACCAACAGUGUUGACGGACUCGUCGGCUUCGAUGAGGACGCGCAUGGAGACAUAUGUCAAGCUCUUGCAAUACAAGAUAGUCAGCGCCUUGACCGAAGAGGAGACGGGCUCCAAAGGCUUCUUCGUGGAUACUUGGUUGAGAAAAGAAGGCGGAGAAGGCAUCUCUUGCAUAUUGCAAGAUGGCGAAACGUUUGAAAAGGCAGGGGUCAACAUUUCCAUCGUCCAUGGCUCGUUGCCGCCGAGGGCGAUACAGCAGAUGAGCGCUGAUCAUGCAGGACUACUGGACAGUGUGGGCUACGACCUGGGCCUCGGCACUGGCCCAGUUGGCUCUGCUACUUCAAAACAGGCCGAAGUCAAAGGUCUUCCAUUUUAUGCUACCGGACUUUCUCUCGUAGUGCACCCUCGCAAUCCACAUGCGCCCACGGUGCACUUCAAUUACCGCUAUUUCGAAUUGACGCAUCCUCCGACCCUGGCGGAUGGCUCCGUCAAUCCUCGUUAUGAUCCUUCUGAUCCCACAAAGCCAUGUGCUUGGUGGUUUGGAGGCGGAACCGAUUUGACGCCCAUGCUGCUCUAUUCGGAAGAUGCGGAGCACUUCCACAAGGUGCUCAAGUCAGCUGCGGACAAGCACGAGACUGCAUGCUAUCCCGCAUGGAAACGUUGGUGCGAUCGAUACUUUUACCUGCCUCAUCGGGGAGAGACGCGAGGAGUAGGAGGAAUCUUUUUCGACGAUCUGACACUACCUCGAGCAGCGCAAACCGCUCGGAUACUGCUUCAAGAAGGAAAACCAAAUGCAGCGAAUCCUUCCGAAGUCUCCAUUCGACCUACACAAAAGCUGCACGAUCGAGAAUCCCUCUUUGCGUUGGUGCGCGAGCUGGGCGACGCUUUCUUGCCGGCUUACUUACCCAUCUUGCAAAGGAGGAUAAGGAUGGCUACCUCGCCAGAGGCGGAGAGAUGGCAACGUCUUAGACGGGGAAGAUACGUAGAGUUCAACCUCCUGUACGACCGUGGCACCAAAUUUGGAUUGCAGACUCCAGGAGCUAGGAUUGAGAGCAUUCUCAUGAGUCUGCCGCUCGAAGCUAGGUGGGAGUACGUGGAGAGGCACAGUGGUGUAGGACAGACUGGCAGUGAGCAGGAAGAGGAAAGCGCAACACUCUCUGCGGGGCAGAAGGAGCAGAGCAGGCGCGAAAGGGAGACCAUGAAGGUGCUGAGGAAACCCCAGGACUGGGCAUAG
Messenger RNA from Ceraceosorus bombacis, 1678 nucleotides. NCBI's taxonomy places the organism in Eukaryota, Fungi, Basidiomycota, Exobasidiomycetes, Ceraceosorales, Ceraceosoraceae. The record is from the annotation of a GenBank genome assembly.